AUGGUAACUACAAUCUUUAUUAUAUUUUUGAUUUUAUUGAAUUAUAAUGAGUGUAUAAUUACAAAUAAUGGUGAAUCUAAGAAGAAAAUCAAGGAUAUUAAAUAUGCAUCCCAAUUUCCGAGACAGUAUAUAUAUGAUGGUGGUAGUAGUUUUAGACAUUUACCAACAACUAUUUUACAAGAUGAAUUAUCUAGUGAAUCUUUACCUAUUAAAGGGGAUAAAAAUAUAUCUAGAGGAAGUAAAUAUAAAGGUAAACAUAAGGAAGUAAUAUAUAGAUAUGUUCAUCCUCCAGUUGGUUAUGAGAAAAAAUCACUUGAGGCUUUACAAAAACAAUUGGAUACAUUAACAGAAGAAAAUAAAAAUUUAAAAAAUGAAAAUAAGUUAUUAAGUGAGAAAUUACAAUCAUUAAAGGAUGUGCCAAAUAAAUGUGAAGAUCAAUUUAAAAUAAAAAAAUACAAAAGUGAUUAUAGAAAAUGUAAAGAUGAAUUAAAAACUUUAAAAAAGCUUAAAACACAGAAAUCUACUGACACUGAUAGAUUAGUUUCGGAAAAUUCUGAUCUUAAAUCUCAAUUGGAGAAAUUAAAGAUGAAAUUGGUAAAUAUCGAAAAUAAUAACUUAAUAAAAUCUAAUUUAGAAAAUCAAAAUAGAGAUAAUGUAGAUUUAAAUAGAGAAUUAGUAAAUUGUAAAUCACAAAAUCAAGAUCUACAAAAUGAGAUAAAAGAAGUGAAUAAAAAGUUAGAUGAAGUGAAAAUAACUAGUAAACAGGAACUUCAGAUGAGUACUCAAAUAUUACAAAAUAAUUUUAUACAAAAAGAAAAAGAAUUGAAUGAUAUCAUAAAUAAGAAUAAAGUAAAUGUUCAAAAUAUGAGUGAAGAAAUAUCUAAAUUAAGGACUGAUUUAUUAAAAGAACAAACUAUUAAGAAUAAAGAUAAAGAAGUUUUUAAUCUUAACAAAGUUAUUGAGGAACUUAAUAAUAAAAAUAAGAUUUGUGAAGAAAAAGUGGUAAAUUUAGAGAAUGAAAUAGGAAUAUUACAACAAAAAAAUUUGGAUUUAAGUAAUAAUUUGAGUAAUGUACAAUUAGAAUUAGAUCAUACUAAGGAAAAAGUUAUUCAAACAAAAGAAUUAUUGGAAACUGAAAAAUCCAAAACAAUAAAUUUAGAAAGUUUAUAUAAUGGACUUAAUGAAAAACAUAAACAAGCUUUAGAUGAAAUUAAAGUUGCAAAAACUAACAUAGAGCAAGGUGCUAGUUCUGAAUUAGAACUUAAAUCUAGUUUAUUAAUAUUAGAAAAUCAAUUAAAAGAAGCAAAUUAUGCUCUUAGUCAAUCAGAAAGAUUGAAAAGUGAAGGUUUAAGUGAAUGUGAACGAAUUUCAAGUGAACUAAGAACACAAAUUAAGAUACUAGAAUCUCAGUUAGUAGAUACUACAAGUGUAGUUAAUUAUAAAUUAGGUGAAAUUGAAAGUUUGAAACAGAAAGUUAAUGAAUGUACUAUUAAAUCAUCAGAAAUAGAAAGUGAGUUUCAAGAAAAGCUUAGAUUAAUUUCAACAGAACUUAAAAAUGCUCAAAAACAAGUUUUAGAACAACAAGAAAUAUCAAAAAGAAUUCAAUAUCUUGAAUCUGAACUUCAGAAGUGCAGAGAUAACUAUCGAAAUAAUCUACAAAUAAAUAUUCCUCCAGAAGUUAAACAAAAUAUGGAUAAAUUAAUUGCUAACCUCCAAGAAAUACAAUCAUUAGAUAAUCAAGGUUUAAGACCAGUAAAAACUCCACAAUUAUUACCUAAACAUCAAUCUGAAUCUGAAUUUAAAAAAUUUGUUUUAUUAAAUGAGGAAAUCCUCAAACUUAAGAAUCUUAAAAGUUUUUUUUUGAAAAAUAUCUAUGGUAAGAAAAGAGAAUAUGAAGGUAUGGAUUUUGAAGAUGCUUUUCAACAGUGGUCUACUCAAAAAGAUCCUUUUCCAAAUAAGAAUAUUGAAAGAUUUAGACGUGUUAAAUCAAUAUAA
Messenger RNA from Cryptosporidium muris RN66, 1995 nucleotides. RefSeq lists its product as uncharacterized. The record is from RefSeq and is a predicted model, not a curated record. Lineage: Eukaryota; Apicomplexa; Conoidasida; Eucoccidiorida; Cryptosporidiidae. The coding region runs from base 1 to 1995 and encodes 664 amino acids. The transcript has a single exon.